This is a messenger RNA of Brienomyrus brachyistius, 777 nucleotides long. It is a transcript of the gene mrps24, whose product is annotated as mitochondrial ribosomal protein S24. The coding region runs from base 28 to 543 and encodes 171 amino acids. NCBI's taxonomy places the organism in Eukaryota, Metazoa, Chordata, Actinopteri, Osteoglossiformes, Mormyridae. The record is from RefSeq and is a predicted model, not a curated record. Gene Ontology annotation, biological process: translation. The transcript has 4 exons. Gene Ontology annotation, cellular component: mitochondrion.
CAACAAUAAAGAUCCGUCCACUUCAAGAUGGCGAUGUCCUUCGGAACGCGAAGCGUUGUCCUGGCUAACUCUUUAGCUCGGAUUAGCAGUGCGAUCUUCAAUACCCAUGGGUUACGAGCCAUCCAUGCAACCGAUACAUGCUACAAGCACCAUGCAGCCAGGAUUCGUGUUGGUAAAGGGGACAAGCCAGUGACAUACGAACAGGCCCUUCACCCUCAUCACAUAGCUCAUCGCAAGGGCUGGCUGUCUCAGCACACCAGUAACUUGGAGGGAGAGACCGGCGCGGCUGAGAGGACAGUGGAGGACGUCUUUAUAAGGCGCUUCAUCUUUGGCACAUUUCAUGGCCUCCUGGCUGACGAAUUGGUCCUCAAGCGCAGAGGCAAUGUCAUGGUGGUCUGUGCACUUCUGCUCCAGAAAGUGAGCCCUCAGAAGAUCUACUUCCUUAUAGGCUAUACUGAGACCCUGCUGUCCUACUUCUACAAGUGCCCUGUCAAGCUGGAGGUACAGACGGUGAAGGAUAGAGUGGUGUACAAGUACCUGUGAGGGCCAGGCUGGGUCUCCAACCUGUGGAGAUCACCUCCUGGUGACCUGGAGUGCCCUGGAUGUGUGACUAUGCUGAAUAAAGAGAAGGUGCUUUGGUGACAAACUACCACUGGACUCUCCUAUGGGACACGUGCACAGAUAAUUGUAAAUUAUCUUCUGAGUGAUCUAAUAGUCUGAGCCCCCUGCAGACUCUCAAAGUGUUGAAAUUCCACAAUAAAUAUCUUGUCCAACUGA